AUGGUAUUUUUAUCUAGUGAGGUGUGUACAGUUUUAGAACGUCGUUGGGUAGAAUUAACAGAUCCUCGGAUACUCUCUCUCCUUCUACUUCAUGCUGACAAGUUAACCCCGCAGCUGGUAAACCGUUUAGAGGACAGGGUUCAGGACACUGCAGAGGAUAUGGUUGUCUGUGAUAUCGUUAAUAUACUGACCAGUUUGGGUAAAACAGGGAGGCGGAAUAUGCCAGUUUUAAGAUCUCUUGGCUUUCAUCUCGCCAAAAAAAGAUCUUUCCUUGACAUAAAACAGAUUGCAGAUAUUCUUUUCGCCUUCAACCGGGUUUCCUUUAAGGAACAGGACACCCUAGAGCGGAUUCUAAGCUCCCUUGAACCUCUCCUUAGUACCAACAAUAAAACAGCAGUAGUUAGAUCCAUUCUAACCAGUCUAGGACAGUUGAAGCUUUCUAAUCCACCAGUUCUAGAUGCAGUCUGUGACUGGUUUGAUAAGAGAUUAUCGGAGACAAGAGGAGUUGAACCCCGAGAUAUCUCUACCUUACUCCUCACACUUGCAAACCUCAACUAUACUCCACCUGAGAGAGAACAGUUUCUUAAGAAAUGUAGCAGUUUAGUGAAACGGGAAGAUUUUCUGAGUUUACCCCGAGGAGAGCAAAUCUGGGUGGAUAUUGUCUGGUCUCUUGUAAACCUUAAUAUUGCAACCUCUGAACAAAUAUCUUCAGUUUUAGAGAACAAGUUCUUCACAAAAAUAAUAGAAUCUGAUGACAAAUAUACUUCCUUGAAACUGUUAAAUAUUAACGCUGCGGCUCAGCUACUGAACAAGGAUUAUAAAGGUGCCAGUAUUAAUCUGACAGAGAACGGGCAUCUAUCAGAAAUAUCUUUAUCUCCAAGUGUGCAGAAAACUAAACUAAAAAAAUUCAUGUUUGAAACUCUUUCCACCCUCUUCCCUCCUCCCAGGUUUAUCAGUGAGGAUGUGAAGACUGGAUUAGGAUUUACAAUGGAUGCGGAGAUUAUUGUUGAUUCUUUUGCUAAACCUUUGCAGAUCGAACAGUAUUCAGUUCUGCCUGGGACUAAUAAACCACCAAAGGAAUUACCAAAAGGCGCAACAAAAGUUGCACUCUUCAUCAAUCCUUUCCAGGAAUCCUUAAUUGGCGGAGGAUUGACAGGAACAACAAACCUGAAUGUGAGGCUGGCAGAGGCUAAGGGAUACAGAGCUCUUGUUCUAGAUUAUAGAACUAUUGAUGCAAGCAUGAAAACUAUUUCAAGGGUACAGAAGAUUGACGCUCUAGUGAAGCAGACUAUUUCCAAGCAGAAUCAGAGUUAGUGACGACGGAAGGGGGGGGGGCACUGGUAGUAGUGAUAAAUAUAAAAUUGAACACGAAAAUGGAAUCUUUAUUUAAGGGCAAAAUUAAUUUUACGUCGUUUGUCUGCAUUUUUUUAAAAUUUUGAUAUUUAAAGCUUUCAGA
Molecule: messenger RNA, 1456 nt
Organism: Eurytemora carolleeae
Lineage: Eukaryota; Metazoa; Arthropoda; Copepoda; Calanoida; Temoridae
Product: protein TBRG4
Exons: 16
Coding region: 1-1314 (437 amino acids)
Biological process (GO): regulation of mitochondrial mRNA stability; mitochondrial RNA processing
Cellular component (GO): ribonucleoprotein granule; mitochondrial matrix
Molecular function (GO): RNA binding
Source: RefSeq, a predicted model, not a curated record